This is a messenger RNA of Neltuma alba, 1737 nucleotides long. Its product is annotated as TMV resistance protein N-like. The transcript is spliced from 4 exons. Bases 77 to 1432 code for a protein of 451 amino acids. Lineage: Eukaryota; Viridiplantae; Streptophyta; Magnoliopsida; Fabales; Fabaceae. The record is from RefSeq and is a predicted model, not a curated record. Gene Ontology annotation, biological process: defense response; signal transduction. Gene Ontology annotation, molecular function: ADP binding.
CAACACAAGCGAGCUCACCAAAUCAACUUCAAGUCUCCAACCUCAUAUUUGAUCUGGCGAUCCCAACCAGUAAGGAAUGGCUCUUUUUGCUUCUACUUCUUCUUCCCAAGUUCCCUCUGGAAAUUAUGAAGUUUUCAUCAGUUUUAGAGGAUCAGACGUCAGAUUUGGUUUCCUCAGCCAUUUGAAAAACGAGUUGCGUCAAAAGAACAUAGAUGUCUAUGUGGAUGACAGGCUGGAAAGAGGAGAAGAAAUAUCAUUAGCACUUGUAGAAGCAAUAGAAAGAUCCAUGAUAGCAUUGGUGAUAUUCUCAAAAGAUUAUGCUUCUUCAAAGUGGUGUUUGGAAGAGCUUGUCAAAAUCAUAGAAUGUAAGGAAGCUGGUCAGCAGAUUGUGAUACCAAUUUUCUACGAUGUAGAUCCAUCAGAUGUCAGGCACCAAAGAGGCACUUACGAGGAGGCAUUAACUCAUCAUGAACAGAAACUCAAAGAUAACGUGCAAAAGUUGCAAAUUUGGAAAUCUGUCUUGGAAAAAACUGCAAACUUAGCUGGUUAUCAUUCAUCACAUUUUCAGGAAGAAUAUGAACUGGUCAAUGCAAUAGUUGAAGGAGUCUUGAGAAAAGUGGAACGUAACGAUCCAAUUGUGCCAAAAUCUGAACUCAUUGGAUUUCAUCAAAAUUUCAUUAGUGUUGAAUCAUUAAUGGAAAUUGAGUCACCAGAAGUUCGAAUUCUUGGAAUUUGGGGCCCAGGAGGAAUAGGCAAAACAACCCUUGCAUCAACUAUAUUUGACAAAUUCUCAUCCAAAUUUCAAAGUCAUUGCUUCUUACAAAAUGUGAGAGAAGAAUCAACAAAGAUUGGUGGUUUGAGUCCUUUGUAUCAAAAACUUCUUUCUGAGCUAUUGGAUCAAAAAGAUCACAUAAAUAUGAACCGAGCAGUGAGAAGACUGAAACAAAAAAAGGUGUUAAUUGUACUUGAUGAUGUGGACAACCCAGAGCAGCUAAAAGAUCUGGCUAGAAAACAACCUUACUUGGGGCGAGGCAGUAGAGUCAUUGCAACAAGUAGAGAUAAGCAUGCUCUUAAGAGUGGAGGGAUUCAUGAAAAGUAUAUACAUGAAGUCAAGGAGUUAAAUGAAGAAGAAUCACUUGAGCUUUUCUGUACACAUGCCUUCAAUCAAAGUCAUCCCAAUAUGGGAUAUGAAGAGCUAUCAAAAAGGACGGUAGCCAUUGCUAAAGGCAUUCCUCUAGCUUUACAAGUUUUGGGUUCCCAUUUUUAUGAUAGAGAUGAAGCAUAUUGGGAAAGUGAGCUUAGGAAAGUCCAAAACUGUCCCCGUCAGAAAAUUCAAGAUAUAUUGAAGGUGAGUUAUGAUGGAUUAGAUCCUAUAGACAGGAACAUAUUUUUAGACAUUGCAUUUUUUUUUUGUGGGACACCAAAAAGAUGAAAUUACUUAUGUGCUAGAGGCUUGUGGUUUCCAAGCGGUUAGUGGAAUACAAAAUCUUAUAGAUAAAGCUCUCAUAAAGUUAGAUAGCUAUCACUGUAUUGUAAUGCAUGACUUGAUGCGAGAAAUGGCUGAGCAAAUAGUUCAUGAAGAAUGUAUCAAACGUCCUGAAUUCCGUAGUCGAUUAAAUGAUGUAGAUGAAAUAUGUGAUGUGUUAAAAAAUAACAAGGAAAAAGAUGAAAUUGAAGGCAUUUCAUUGGAUGUGUCUCAAAUCAAAUAUCUACAUUUAAGAGCAAAUGCCUUCUCGA